This is a messenger RNA of Gordionus sp. m RMFG-2023, 651 nucleotides long. Its product is annotated as glycoprotein 3-alpha-L-fucosyltransferase A-like. Gene Ontology annotation, cellular component: membrane. Gene Ontology annotation, molecular function: alpha-(1->3)-fucosyltransferase activity. The transcript has 3 exons. Lineage: Eukaryota; Metazoa; Nematomorpha; Gordioida; Chordodea; Parachordodidae. Bases 148 to 651 code for a protein of 167 amino acids. The record is from RefSeq and is a predicted model, not a curated record.
AUCAAGAAAAUACGAAAUCAUCUAAAUUCAAUCCAAAAAUACAAGACCAUAGGCGUUCGCAGUCUAGAAGUGCGAGGUGGAUGUUCUAAGAAUUUCCCCGAUACCGCCCCGAUAUGUUAUUCUAAUAACGAACCAACAGAAGUUUGCAUGGAACGUUACCUCUCUCGUUACAAGUUUUAUCUGGCGUUCGAAAACAGUAAUUGUGUACAUUAUAUAACGGAAAAAUUUUUUCGUGCACUCUCCAUAGGGAUGGUGCCUGUAGUAUUUGGAGCUCGAUAUUCUGAUUAUGUCAAGAUAGCGCCACCACUUUCUUUUAUUUUUGUGGCUUCACCACUGGCAAUGAAAGCGGCCAGGGUCAAGGGGAAACAAUCUCAAAAUUUAUCCAUUCCAAAUAUUAAUCUUGAGAUACCGAAGAAUCAUCCAUAUUUUCAUUCCAACAAUAUAAAAGAACUAAGUAAAUACCUUUUAAAAUUAGAUUCCAAUGACACACUUUACAAUGAGUAUCACGCUUGGAGAGAAGAAUACAUUAUAGUAGGUAAAAAGAACAAACAUCUAUGCUCAAUUUGUGAACAUUUGCAUCUCAAGGAUAUCCCUAACAAAUCAUACAAAAUAUCAGAUUGGUGGAAUAGCAAAAGGGAUUGUAAAAAUUAA